GCACAUUGCGUACCAGCACUCGCGUGUCGUCUCCACCAUCUGAGCAAGUCUCCGAGAUCAGCAACGGCUGUCGCAUGACGCAUGCGAACAUUCAUCGCAGCAAAAACCUUUGUCGCUCCACAUCAAUCAAGAGUCUCCACCAUCAACGACGGCUGUCCCUUGCAUGAUCUCAUGGUUUCGGCAGUCAACACCACAUCGCCAGUCCUGUAGGGCUACGCAAGCAUCCAAACUUGAGGUUGGGCUCGGCAGUCGCAGUCAGCAUACUCUUCCUGCAGGCUACGAUGGUGACCACAGCCUGCAGAUGCGGUCUUGCGGGGUGCAGCAGACCCUUGCCGCGUAUGCACAGCUCCGGCCGCCAUUGUUACGCCAACGACGCUGUGUUUACGAGACCGAUCCUACUGCGCUAUUCGUGGGCAAGGCUGACUGCUGCAACGCCGCAGCCUUGGCGGUUGGGACGAAAGCACGUGAGCCAGCGCUGACCGCAGCGAUCCUUUUCCAGCAGGAGGCAUCUCUCUGCCUCCACAGAAUCUGAGGAGCAUUAGUCGAGAGCGUUCGCUGCUUGCGGAGAAGCUUACGACUGCCGGCACUCGACAUUGACCAACGGCAUGUCUCUUGACCCUUUAGCGAGCAAGCAAUGCAGCCGUGCUGCGGUCGUUCAUUGCAACACCCAAGGAU
This is a messenger RNA of Baudoinia panamericana UAMH 10762, 675 nucleotides long. RefSeq lists its product as uncharacterized. The record is from RefSeq and is a predicted model, not a curated record. The transcript has a single exon. The coding region runs from base 164 to 532 and encodes 122 amino acids. Lineage: Eukaryota; Fungi; Ascomycota; Dothideomycetes; Mycosphaerellales; Teratosphaeriaceae.